Molecule: messenger RNA, 1302 nt
Organism: Fopius arisanus
Lineage: Eukaryota; Metazoa; Arthropoda; Insecta; Hymenoptera; Braconidae
Product: transcription factor rough
Exons: 3
Coding region: 317-1168 (283 amino acids)
Biological process (GO): regulation of DNA-templated transcription
Molecular function (GO): DNA-binding transcription factor activity, RNA polymerase II-specific; DNA binding
Source: RefSeq, a predicted model, not a curated record
CACCGCAUCUCAAAUUCCCCAAAAAUCGUAUAACAAAUAAACUAAAAGCCCUUGAAGACGGUUAAUAAUAAAUUGACAAGUAAAAUCCACGGGAAUUCAAAUAAAAAUAAGUGAUGAUUAACGAAUUUUAAUGACUUGACACGCGAUAUGAUUAAAUUUUAUUCCGAGUGCAAAAAAGAGAAUUCUUAACGAGUGCGAAACGUGGAAUUUGAUGACGUGCUGGAAGAAACGAUAUACCUAGAGAAUGUGAGAAGUCGAGAGGUUGGAAUUGAAUCAGUUGUGAAAAGACCUUGCGAGGGAAAUAAAUAGUCCGGAGAUGUCGACGACGAGGGGCAAUCGUCCAUCGUCACCGAGGCGAUUUUUUGCUAGGCUCUAUGGACAUCUGGAGACCAAGGAGGAGGUGCAGAAGGUGGGGAAGGGAAUUGGUGUUGAUGAUAAGAGCCCUGAGGACCUAUCGGUGGAGAGGCGGAGGGAUGAGACACCGGAGAAGAGCGUUGAGGAUGACGAGAAGGAGCGGGAGGAUGUCAACAAUAUUCAGAGGGCUGAUAUCCUCCCUUUUUUACCUCAUGGAUUUUUUCCUGGAAGUGGGGGACAUCCUCUUCAUAUGGCCCACACUGGGCAUCCGCUACCUCUGCCACCUCAUCUACAUGGAAUCACCGGGCAUCCGGGGGUCGAACACUUUCACGGAUUCUCCGCUGCAUUUCUGGCGAGGAGGAGGAGAAAAGAGGGAAAGCCGAGACGACAGCGUACGACAUUCUCUGGAGAGCAAACAGCAAGACUGGAAUUCGAGUAUCACAGGGGUGAAUACAUCUCCAGAGGACGAAGAUUCGAGCUGGCCUCAUCCCUUCGGCUGACAGAGACCCAGAUCAAAAUCUGGUUUCAAAAUCGAAGGGCCAAAGACAAACGAAUCGAGAAGGCCCAGUUGGACCAACAGUACAGAAAUUUCGCAGUAUCGAAUGGUCUUGUGAAUUUCCCAGUGUACAACAGCUCCUUCUGUGGCUUGUGUAUCUACAAAGACAGUGGCAGGGGUCUUGUGGGACCCCACACGUGCAUUCCUUAUCGUGCUGACCCCACGGAGACGAGGAGUGAGGCCCCCCCGAGCAGCAGUGCCAGCAGCAACAGCUCAGAAACCUCUGAAAAUCCCCCCCUCGCUGUAUCCCCAGUAUAAAUCAUCCAAUAACUUCCCAUCUCCCAGCCAAAGACAAUUUUUUAAUCUCAAUUACACAUUUAUUAAAUCGCAUUAGGGAUCAAUGAGUGGAAUAAAAGGUUCCAAGGAAUGAAUAAAUCACAUUUGAUUACUGA